Molecule: messenger RNA, 2940 nt
Organism: Drepanopeziza brunnea f. sp. 'multigermtubi' MB_m1
Lineage: Eukaryota; Fungi; Ascomycota; Leotiomycetes; Helotiales; Drepanopezizaceae
Biological process (GO): DNA-templated transcription; regulation of DNA-templated transcription
Cellular component (GO): nucleus
Molecular function (GO): zinc ion binding; DNA-binding transcription factor activity, RNA polymerase II-specific; DNA binding
Source: RefSeq, a predicted model, not a curated record
AUGACCCAGAUAUACACAAGGGCGCCCGUCCCUUCUCUUCAUGAGCAGCCGUCGGUCUACUUCCAACAGGAACAACACAUGUCCAGAGACUCUCGACACUCUAGCAUCAGCUCUUCGCAAUACUUUGACAGGCGGCCAGAAGGGAACGCUUGGAGGUCAUCACAGCCUGUCUCGCCGAUGUCUAGCUCUCAGAAAAGUGUUUACGACGUGUCGACCAAGAAAGCGGGAGGAAUGUAUCAGACACGUCCAGAGACUACGCAGAAGCCUACUAGAGAGCAACUUCCUUCUCUGAGCAGUUUGUUCGCGACAUCAUCGCAUCCUCCCAUUCCCACAUCUUCGUACUCGGAACGGAGUCCAGUAUUUUCAGCAGGAUCUCCCCUCGAUGCGCGGGCGCCCGCAACACCUGUUCACCCAGACCGCUCAUAUGACGCAUCAUACUUCCAGCGGCCAUCUGUGGGCGGCCAGUACUCGUAUAACUCGAAAGCAGAGCAGGCUGAAAGACUUGCGAUCCCACCGCCACGACCUUCUCAGCACGGUGCCAGACCUGGAUCACCUCGAUAUGACUCGAGGUAUACCCCGAUUGAAGUAUCCCGCUCUCACGUGCAUGCUCCCCUCAGCGCCUGGUCUUCUCACCCUCAGUCCAACAAGCCAGAAUAUCUAUCCAGAGAUAAUUCAUCAUUUCGCCCUCAUCAAGACAUCCGCCAGCCUGCUCCGUUAAACCGAGCCGAGGCAGAUUCAACAACAUUUUAUCGCGAGGGGCAGCAUGGUACACCAGCGACUGCAAGCUAUCCAGCCACACCCGUCAGCAACGUUGCGGGAGACCCUCUGACAACGAAAGAUGGACUGGGCCCCAAGAUUUGGACCGGAACUCAGUUCCUGCCUCGUUUUGUGCGGCAGGCGGAAGUACCAGGGGAGGGAAUGUGUUACUUCUACGACGAUGGAACGCAUUGCAAGACCGUGAUCGACGGGGAGAUUGUCAACGCGCACUGGGGCGUCACGAAGGCUGGCAAGCCAAGAAAGAGGCUGGCAAUCGCCUGCAUUACUUGUAGGGAAAAGAAGAUCAAAUGCGACCCCGAUUACCCGCGUUGUGUCCAAUGCGAAAAGUUUGGGCGGAUUUGCAAAUUUCAGAAUGCCCCCCGAGGUGGUCAUGGAUCUCCAGACACCCCGCCAUCCGAUCAUGAAGACGAGCUCCCGACUUCGUCGCGACCAGAGCAGGAAAACUUCCGGGUUGAGAAGCGUGAGAAUAGCGAUUCUCUCUCUCCUCGCCAGGUACGCCACGCCACACCAGAAUCUGAAAUGCAUCCCUCCAAGCGUCGGCGAACAGGAUAUCACGACUUAACCCCCGUCACAUCUGAAGCUUCCCCCCGCCCGUCCUUCCAAGACCCGGCAUCUCCGACGUCCUCCUGGGCAGAGCCUGUGAGCCCUGGAGGACUCGACCAGGCCGUCCUCAGAAGAGAAUGGCACUCGAAUCCCGUGAACACACAACCUGCGCUUGUCGCAGAGCUCCUUUCAGUCUUCUUCAGGCAAGUUCCGGAGACUGUUUCUUGUAUGUUUCCCCAGCGACCCUUCAAAGCCUGGUUCUUGUCGAAUGCAGAUAAGUCUCCCGAAGAUUUGAUGCUUGUCUAUACUAUUUUGGCGCUGGGAACCAUCUUCUCCCAGAAUGCUGAGCACAAGCCCCUCGGUGCCAAAUUUGCGGCCGUCUCUCGCCUUGCGUGCGAGAACAGCCGAUUCAGCAUUCAGCUGGUCCAGUCGCGAGUUCUCCUUGCGCUAUACUACUUUGCGAACAACCACGCCGAAGAGUCGUGGGACUAUUGUGGAGCUGCGUUGAGAGCCGCAAGCGGGCUGAAGUUGAACCUCGAGCUGGAAAAGACCGACGACGACUACCGUCAGACUUUUCCGUACGGCCUCAACAGUGCCGGCUUUGCGGAGUGCAGGAGAAGGACUUUCUGGAGCUGCUACCUGAUGGAUCGGUUCAACGGCUCCUGCACUGGUCACCUCAGCGUCAUCCAACCCGAGGACGUUUUCCUCCGACUCCCUUGCGACAGCAACAGCUUUGAAUCUCAGGUUGAUGUCCAGAAUCCAUUCUUUGAUGUUACAACACCUUCCGUCCAAAAUUUCAACUGGACGAUCGGGCCCAUGGCAUACCUGAUCAACGUCGCUACCAUCUGGGGGGAUGUAAUGGCAAGCAUCUACCGAACCUCACAGCGAUCUCACCACGCGACGUCCCAAUCCAACUUCGCGCCGGUCUACGAGAACGCGACACUUCGAUUACGCACGUGGAAAGACUCCCUACCAGCCUGCUACACAUUCUCGACGGAGAACCUCGCUAGGGCCGCAAACGGGGGCAAGCUGGGAACCUUUAUCACGAUGCACACCGUAUACCACACCACGGCCAUGAAGCUGAACCGCUACGUCCAACAGUACAUCCUCUCCCAGGCGCAGCUGGCCCACCACGUCGCCGUCGCCAAGCAACACGCCGAGGACCUCCUCAAGAUCAUGGACACCCUAGCCAUCUGCCGCGCCUCCUCGGCCUCCUUCGGCCCCAUCGACACCCACACGCGCUUCUCCUCCCCCUUCGUCGGCUACGGCAUCAUCUCCGCCGUCGACAUCCUCACGGCCAAGACGGCCGCCCCGGCCGCCAUCCCCAGCCGCCUGGCCUCCCUCCGCGGCUCGCAGGCCAUCCUGGCCGAGCUGGCCCUGUUCUGGCACAGCUCCAAGAAUCAACAGGCUCUAGUGCAGCAACGCGUGGCCGACCUGGACGAUCUGGCACGCGCUCGUGGCGAGGCCGGUGGAGCACGAGCAGGUGUCGGAGGCCGAGGGAUCGAUCACCACCUCGCGUCGAUCUUUCGGGAGACGGCUGAUGGGGGCUUUGAGAUGAGGGAGGCGAUGGAGAAGACUUUUUCGCGCGAUCACGAUUGCAUUUAUGCUUGGAGUAAUUAA